GCUGGAGGCGGCGCCGGGCCGGGCGGGGGGAAGGAGGAGGAGGAGGAGGAGGGCGAGAGCAGAGCGCUCAGCGGAUUAGCCGUGUCCUCUCCCCGCCGCUUUCGCAUCGCAGAGAAGGGCUCGCUCUCUUCGUUUGUCUUUCCUCCGGGGCCGACUUCCCCUCGUUCGCUUCCUCCUCCCCCUCCCCGGGCCGGCGGAGCGGGCCCAGCCGGUUGCCUGACUAAGAAGGCGGCUGCUGCUGCUGCUGCUGCUGCUUCUUCUUCUUUUUCUUUUUCUUCUUCUUCCCCUCGCCUGUGUGUGUUUCUCUGUGUGUGCUUCGCCCCCCUUCCCACCUCGGAUCGACCCGGAGGAUCCCGAAAGGAAGCUCGGUCCAGAAAUAAUGCAAAAAGAGGCCCAAGGCUCUUGAUCAAUAAACAGAGAUUUUGAGAUCUACAAACCAAGCUCAUGUUUUCUCCUGAUCAAGAAAAUCAUCCUUCAAAAGCACCAGUAAAGUAUGGUGAACUGAUUGUCUUAGGGUAUAAUGGCUCUCUGCCAAAUGGUGAUAGAGGAAGGAGGAAAAGUAGGUUUGCUUUGUUUAAAAGACCCAAGGCAAAUGGGGUGAAGCCCAGCACGGUGCAUAUCGCUUGCACGCCUCAAGCCGCAAAGGCAAUAAGCAACAAGGACCAGCAUAGCAUAUCAUAUACCCUGUCUCGAGCCCAAACGGUGGUGGUUGAAUAUACUCAUGACAGCAACACUGAUAUGUUUCAGAUUGGCCGGUCAACAGAAAGCCCAAUUGAUUUUGUGGUAACCGAUACAGUUCCUGGAAGUCAGAGUAAUUCCGAUACCCAGUCCGUGCAGAGCACCAUAUCAAGGUUUGCAUGUAGAAUCAUAUGUGAACGGAAUCCUCCUUUCACAGCAAGGAUUUAUGCUGCAGGAUUUGAUUCCUCAAAGAACAUCUUCCUUGGGGAGAAGGCUGCCAAGUGGAAGACAUCAGAUGGGCAGAUGGAUGGCUUGACCACAAAUGGAGUUCUCGUUAUGCAUCCCCGCAACGGAUUUACGGAAGACUCCAAACCGGGGGUGUGGAGGGAGAUAUCUGUGUGUGGAAAUGUAUUCAGCUUGCGUGAAACCAGAUCAGCUCAACAGAGAGGAAAAAUGGUUGAAAUGGAAACAAAUCAGUUACAGGACGGCUCAUUAAUCGACCUGUGUGGUGCAACACUUCUCUGGCGUACCGCAGAAGGCCUCUCCCACACCCCUACAGUGAAGCAUUUAGAAGCUUUAAGGCAGGAGAUCAAUGCGGCUCGGCCUCAGUGCCCCGUAGGGUUUAACACCCUGGCGUUUCCCAGUAUGAAGAGGAAAGACGUCGUCGACGAGAAGCAACCGUGGGUGUAUCUGAACUGUGGUCACGUCCACGGGUAUCACAACUGGGGCAACAAAGAAGAGAGAGAUGGGAAGGAUCGGGAAUGUCCCAUGUGCCGGUCCGUGGGCCCCUACGUUCCUCUGUGGCUCGGAUGCGAAGCCGGAUUUUACGUGGAUGCAGGACCUCCAACCCAUGCGUUCAGCCCAUGCGGGCAUGUGUGUUCAGAAAAGACAACUGCCUAUUGGUCCCAGAUCCCUCUUCCUCAUGGUACUCAUACGUUUCACGCAGCCUGCCCGUUUUGUGCACAUCAGCUGUCGGGCGAACAGGGCUACAUCAGACUGAUUUUCCAAGGACCUCUAGACUAACUCACGCAGUUGCCCUCCCAGGACUGCAUUAAAUCUAUAAGCUAAGCGAUUUUGUUUUCCAAACCAAUUGUCUACUUCAGGAUUUGGGAGAUUUGGUCAUUUGCAUUAAGAUGAAGAAUUUUUUUUAAAUGUUUGUAAUAGCUGCAGGAAUUCCUCAGUAAACAUCGGGAAAAAUCAAGCAAGGAAUCUGGGAAAAAAAUCAAGACCUCUGUAUUUUGUGUUCGAGUAUGUGUUUGAGGAGAGGAUGACAGUCAAAUUUAAUGCCUUCCUUUCAGUGUUUUUGAAUGAUGUCCUCAGUGUUGAAGAGGUGUCUUGUACAACUGAGGUAAAUACUGUUAGUUCAAACUAUGUUAGUUUACAGUUUGGAUGCAAACAUUGUUAAAUACAGCAACAUGUAUAUUGACUCCUUUUUCUAUUUAUCUUUAUUAUAGAAAAUUACCGUAGAUUUUUUUGAUAGAGUGAAAUAGUUGGGGUGAUGUCACAUCCACGGUGUGAAUGCGUAGAGUAGCAUAGGGUGGGGGUUUGCAGAGUUAGGAAGGAAAGAUAGAAGACCUUUUUUUAAACUAAAAUAUAAAAUGUUAGAUCAGCAAAAUGCUUUUAAAACUGAGUUCAUGCAAAUUGCAUUGGUUUAAGAUUUGUUUCAACCACAGUAAAGAUGAUCAGGAACAGUUAAAAUGUUUCUCUAGAGGUAACACUAUGGAAAAACGUAUCACUAAGAAACAUUUUAUAUUCUACUUUGAAUAUGCAAUUUAAUCUAGAUUAUAUAUUUUUCUCCCUUAGUAAUUAAUAGGGUUUAUAUUUUAGACACAAACUGUUCACUGUUUCCAAAACACACAGAUUAUUCCGAAAGAAUGGCUUGGGAUUUUUAGGGAAGAAAAAUUAAAAAAAAGAAACUUGGAAAUUUGGGUAUUCUACAGUGAUAUUUGAUCAAUUAUUGAAGAAUCUGGAGAAACCAGGGGCUGGACGAUGCAGUGCACUUGUCAUUUAUCUCAAGAUCUGGAGAUAGGUCAUAAGAAAAAUUAAUGAAAAAUUGAGUUUAAUGAUUUGCUCAAGUGCUGGAAUUUCCAGAGAGUGGUAAUCACUAGAAAACUCAAGCAUGGUGGUAGAGCUGGGGAUAAGGAGAAUUUGCAUAAAAUCUGCACACACUCUACUUGAUCCUAACCAGAUCUUAAAAGUAUCUUUCUUAAGGCAUCACAAAAUCUGCCCUGCUUUUUUCAGUACACUCUUGAAAAAGUGGACAGCUACACUAUGUCAAACAAUCUCUUGCGGCACCUGUACAAAUCAGUAGCAAACCUUAGGUUAAGUCGAGUGGUUUUUUUGUUGGAAUUUAUUACUUUUCCUUAGUUUGAAAUUGUGUACAAUACAGACUGACAGUAAAAACUUCCUGUACCUUGUAGCGUAGCUUUAAUUUAUCCUAUUUCAAAGUUGUCCUGAAUUUUCUCUUUAUAGAAAGACAUUGUGUUGCUUAGAAGCCAUGAAUUAUUUUCUUCAGCAGUCAAAUUUUCUUCAUUUUGAAAACAAUUGUUUGGUCACUCAGGAAAUGCAUGUCAGGAAACUUGUAUGAUAAACUCAUUAGUCGUUAUGUGUAACUGCUGUUACUCCCUUUUCAAAGAAAUAUCACCAAUUUUUAAAAUUUAAGAUUGCUGCAACAAGAAAAUCAACCCCUGUAUUGUAUCUGUUCUAAUCAUUUAUAUUCAGACUAUAUACUGUAGCUCAUUUUUAUUUGCAAAUUAAUUUAUUCAGACUGUAAGUAAACACUUUUCAAAAUAGAAAUUA
Messenger RNA from Ornithorhynchus anatinus (platypus), 3477 nucleotides. RefSeq names its product pellino E3 ubiquitin protein ligase 1 (gene PELI1). The transcript is spliced from 7 exons. Gene Ontology annotation, biological process: protein K48-linked ubiquitination; regulation of Toll signaling pathway. Lineage: Eukaryota; Metazoa; Chordata; Mammalia; Monotremata; Ornithorhynchidae. Bases 445 to 1701 code for a protein of 418 amino acids. The record is from RefSeq and is a predicted model, not a curated record. Gene Ontology annotation, molecular function: ubiquitin protein ligase activity; protein binding.